This is a messenger RNA of Kwoniella shivajii, 927 nucleotides long. RefSeq lists its product as uncharacterized. The record is from RefSeq and is a predicted model, not a curated record. NCBI's taxonomy places the organism in Eukaryota, Fungi, Basidiomycota, Tremellomycetes, Tremellales, Cryptococcaceae. Bases 1 to 927 code for a protein of 308 amino acids. The transcript has 3 exons.
AUGAAGACUGCCGCCAUUGCCGCCCUCGCCACCAUCGGUGCCGUCACCGCUAUGCCAUCAUCAUACGCUUCUUUCAAGAAGGCUCUCACCCGACGAGCUGAUGGUCCCACCGACACUCAAGUCUUGCAAUACGCUUUGACUUUGGAGAACCUCGAGAAGACCCUUUACGCCGAUGCCUUAUCUCAAUUUGAUGAUGCCGCUUUCGAAGCUGCCGGUUACCCAAGUUGGGUCAGAGGUCGAUACGAACAAAUCGCUGGACACGAAUCAGACCAUGUAUCUUUACUCUCUGGAGCUUUAGGUAACGCUUCCGUUGCUGCCUGUGAAUACAAGUUCCCUUACACCGAUGUCAAAUCUUUCGUCGGCCUCGCUACCGUAAUCGAGAAUGUCGGUGUUUCCGCAUACGCCGGUGCCGCUCAAUAUAUCACCGACAAGACCUACUUGACCGUUGCUGCUGUCAUCUUGUCCACCGAAGCCCGACACCAAGCUUGGGAGUCUUCCGCUGUUGGUCACACCAACCCAUGGGGAUCAGCUUAUGACACCCCUCUCGGCCUCAACAUGGUCUACACCCUUGCUUCAGCAUUCAUCACCUCAUGUCCUGACUCCAACGCUGCCCUCCCCGUCAAGGCAUACCCCACCCUUACCGUCGGUGAAGGUGCUCCCGGAUCCACCGUACAAUUCACCUUCGAUGACUCACACUCCGCCACCAACUAUGCCGUCUUCUACGAGGGUCUCGGUGCCACUGCUGUUGCCCUUGACGAGAACGACAUGGCCACCAUCCCCGAGGGUCUCCAAGGUUACUACUACGUCGUCAUCUCCACCUCAUCUGACCCCAUGGGUGUAUCAGACGACAACAUCGUUGCCGGUCCUGCCAUUGGCUCUUGCCCAUUCGGCGCUGACGUCGCCAACCCUGCCUUCACCGGUAUGUAA